Molecule: messenger RNA, 913 nt
Organism: Choloepus didactylus (southern two-toed sloth)
Lineage: Eukaryota; Metazoa; Chordata; Mammalia; Pilosa; Megalonychidae
Gene: MRPS23
Product: mitochondrial ribosomal protein S23
Exons: 5
Coding region: 114-686 (190 amino acids)
Biological process (GO): translation
Cellular component (GO): mitochondrion; ribosome
Molecular function (GO): structural constituent of ribosome
Source: RefSeq, a predicted model, not a curated record
GUGAUGUAAGCACGGCGAUCCUCGGCUCGGCCAGCAGCUUAUGCCCCCUUUACCUGCCGCUCCCGUUUCUGGUUCCGGUGGCAGCUGGUCGCGCUGGUUUCAAGGCUCAGAUCAUGGCGGGAAGCCGGCUGGAAACCGUGGGGAGCAUCUUCUCGCGGACUCGGGACCUGAUUCGGGGUGGGGUGUUGAAGGAGAAGCCCCUCUGGUAUGACGUAUAUAACGCGUUUCCUCCGCUGAGGGAGCCGGUCUUCCGGAAGCCCCGCUUGCGAUAUGGCAAAGCCAAAGCUCCCAUACAGGACAUCUUCUACCACGAGGAUCAGAUUAGAGCGAAAUUUUAUUCGGCCUAUGGAUCUGGUCCAAAAGCUUUUGAUCUACUCAAUCCAAACUUCAAGUCUACCUGUCAACAGUUUGUUGAGAAGUACAUUGAGCUACAGAAACUUGGAGAGACAGAUGAAGAGAAGUUAUUUGUGGAAACAGGGAAGGCUUUAUUGGCACAAGGUGUCAUUUUAAGACGACUAGGAGAAGCAAGGCCUCAGCAGGGAGGUGGUCAUGUUUCCUUGAAAUCUGAACAUGUAGAUGUCAAACCCCAAACUGUAUUGGAAGAAAACCAGCCUCCAAAAGAAGUUCCGCAAGAUCUGCAUUCGGAGGCACCUGAAGAGCAGUUGGAACGCCUCUCACCUCCCUGAAAGACUUGUAUGCUGUGUAUACUGACAUCCAGACUUAUUCACUGAGUGCAUGCUGAGCUAUUUUUAACAGUGGAACUGUGUAAAUGUUUCUUACUCUCUAAGGCAUUAUGUUUACCUUCUCUUAGUUCCUAUUCUGGCUUGUUAUAAAGCUCAGUAUCAUGGUUUGAAAGAAGCAGGUAUGUGAACUUUUAUGUUAGAAUGUUAUUAAAUAAAGAAUUCUCUGGCUG